Messenger RNA from Wasmannia auropunctata (little fire ant), 2062 nucleotides. RefSeq names its product retinol dehydrogenase 12-like. The coding region runs from base 179 to 1168 and encodes 329 amino acids. The transcript has 6 exons. The record is from RefSeq and is a predicted model, not a curated record. Lineage: Eukaryota; Metazoa; Arthropoda; Insecta; Hymenoptera; Formicidae.
CGUAUAUCCAGUUUCACUGGCGACAGCGUAAGAACAUGAGCGUGGCUGUUCUUCAAACAACAUCGAGCACGUUGCAAAAUCGAAUAGAACACGUUCAGUAAAAUUCGAUAGCGAGUGAAUUUCAAUAGAAAUAGUCAAUUGCAUAUUGAUAACAUUGUGGAUAAAGAAGCACUGUAAAAUGUGGUGCUUGAAUAAAAUGUGUACGAGCGAAGCACGUCUAGAUGGCAAAACUGUUGUGAUAACAGGAGCGAGUGAUGGUAUCGGCAAGGAAACCGCUAGAGAUUUAUACGCAAGAGGCGCUAGAGUAAUACUAGCUUGUAGAGAUAUGGAGAAGACGAAUAAAGCAGUUGAAGAUAUAAAGAAUAAACCACCUUUGAGGAUCAAUAAGGACGAAUAUAAAAAGAACGCAGGUGAACUUGCAAUUUAUUUUCUGGAUCUAUGUAGUUUAAAGAGCGUGAGAGAUUGCGCUAAAAACUUGUUAACAAACGAAGCAGCUAUUCACGUAUUAAUAAAUAAUGCCGGUGUGGCUGCGUAUCCGUAUGAGAAGACGGAGAAUGGAAAUGAGACGACAUUUCAAGUCAACCAUCUUGGUCAUUUUCUUUUGACACUUCUGCUCUUGCCAAAAAUGCAGUUGUCUUCUCCCAGUUGCAGAAUAAUCAAUGUUUCGUCAAUUACAUAUAUUUUUGCUGACAUAGAUUUCGAUGAUAUUAAUUUGGAGAGAACUUACGCAUCAUUUAAAAGUUAUACACAAUCCAAAUUGGCGAACAUUCUGUUUACCAAGGAACUUGCUCGUCGAUUGAAAGGAGCAAAUAUUCACGGGAUAAAUGUAUAUUCUUUACAUCCUGGUUUUAUCUCGACCAGAGUGUCACGGUAUGCCAGCAGUACAAUAUUUCCGUGCGCAACUCUUUGUUAUAAUAUGUUUGCGCAAUUGAUGUAUAAAAAUGCUGAACAAGGAGCGCAAACAACAAUAUAUUGUGCGGUAGAUGAAGAAGUAGCUAAUGAGACCGGACUUUAUUAUUCAAAUUGUCGUGUUGCCACUACAUAUCGGAAGGCAAACAACCAUGAGUAUCCCGAAAAAUUAUGGAAUGUAUCCUGUCGUCUUUUGCAUUUGGAACCAGAAGAAGAUUUCACUACAUUUUUAGAAACUGUUUCGCGUCAAAUGCUUUAGAGAAUUUUCUCUAUUUUUACAGAAAUUAUUGCGGAAAUGUUUAAUAAUAAAUUUACGUUUCUUUUUAUCUUUAAUAAAUAAAAUAUUUAAUAAAAUUUCGGAUGAGAAGAAAGCGGAUGCAAAACCUUUCGAAUUGUCGACCGAACGAAUAACCGGAAUGCCUUAAAUCCCCGUCGCGGAAACUGCAGUUGACACCGCGCCUGAACUUGACUUAAUCGAAGCCCGAGGUAGAGCGAAAGAAUCCACCUGUGCAUUCGCUUUGAAUCAGGCUAAACUGUCACAUUAAUCUGUUCCAUUAACAUUUGCGAGUGAAUGUCAACUUUAUCGACCGAUUCAAACUGGUGAUUCGCGAAUUCGCCAGAAACACUCUUUUCGCGAGUGCACGAUGAACUUUCGAGAGGGCUAUAUUGCACGGACGAUAAAUCGUUGAUGUAUGCGCCACGGCGAUACGUUUCGUCGCGUAUAACGACGGCUGCAGGAAUUGCGCCACUCAUCUUGCGUGUCACGUUCAGAGUUGGCGCAUCGCGAUAGUCGGUGAGAAAAAAAAAUGGUAGGCGUGAUAAGAAACGCCGAUUCCGGUUUAAUUAUUUUUGUGUUUUAGAUAUAUCGUUUCUAUUUUAUUGUUAUCUUAUAACAAUAUUAAAAUAAAAUUAAUUGACAAGGAAGUUGAAUGUAGAAUAAGAGAGAUUUAAAUCAGAAGCCCUUAUUUUGACACAGUUAGAUAAAGUCUCAUAAAUGACGCUUUUAUCAUUUUUAUAUAAUAUAAAAUAUACAGUUAUAUAUAAGUAUGUAUACAGUAUAUAUAAGUAAUAUAUAAGUAUAUAUAUACAAUAAAAUAUAUAGUAUGUACGAAAUUGCAUUUACUCGUGUCAGUAAUAAAGAAAUUUCCUGUUU